Knipowitschia caucasica is the source of this 486-nucleotide messenger RNA. Lineage: Eukaryota; Metazoa; Chordata; Actinopteri; Gobiiformes; Gobiidae. The record is from the annotation of a GenBank genome assembly.
AUGUACAGUCUCUCUCUUCGCCUGCAGCUUCACUCGGACGUGGACAAAGGCGACGGUAAAGUCAAGUACGUGCUGACGGGGGAAGGCUCCUCGUCCAUCUUCACCAUUGACGAGAACACGGGAGACAUCCACGCCACCAAACGCCUGGACCGCGAAGCCCAGGCCUACUACACGCUGCAGGCUCAGGCCGUGGACCGUCUCACCAACGUCCCCGUGGAGCCCAGGUCCGAGUUCGUGGUGAAGGUCCAGGACAUCAACGACAACGAGCCCAAGUUCCUGGACGGACCUUACCUGGCCGGAGUGCCCGAGAUGUCUCCUCUGGGAACCAUGGUGGUACAAGUGGCAGCCACGGACGCUGACGACCCGACCUACGGGAACAGUGCCAGGGUGGUCUACAGCAUCAUCCACGGACAGCCCUACUUCUCUGUGGAGCCCAAGACCGCUGAUCCCACCGCCGCCAACCGCAGCUACGUUUUUUUACCAUAA